CACAGUUCAUGGACUUCUACUAGUGUGGCUGUAAAGACCCAUCUUUAAUCUUAAUCAUUUGAGAUGAAAUCGACCUUCAGCUGCUUGGUGACUGUGUACACCUUUAACCCAAGCACUCAGGAGGCAGAAACAGUUGGAUUUUCCCGAGUUUGAGGCUGGCCUUGUCUACAGAGUGAGUUCCAGGGCUACACAGAUAAGCCCUGUCUUGAGAACACUAAAAAAGUUUAAGAUCCACAUUUAAUCUGGAUUCCACCUUCGGUGGCAGACUACAUAUAUAAAGUAUAUUGAAAGAGGAAGCUCUCUCUCUCUUUGCUUCCUUGCCCUAGCACUAGCUAUCAAGUUCAUUCCUGCACCAGCAUUACAGCCUACUUCCUUGGUAUUUUGGUGUAUACUGAAGACCAACUGAAAUAUCUAGCCUCAUGAAAUGAACAACUAUUGGACUCUUCAAAUUUCCAUUGGUAGGCAGACAUUGUUGGGCUACCUGGACCACAGCUUGUAAGACAGUCUAUUAAAUCAACUUUGUACAUACAUGGAGAGAUUCACUCUACGAAUCCUGUUCUUGUAGAGGAGCUUGAAUAAUACAGUUUGUUUUCUUUUUAAUUUGCCCACUGAGGAAGAUGUGCUGGCUAACAAUGGUGCUCAUAAACACAUUCUUCCUUGCUCCAUUAUCCACUAAGUAUUCAACUUUCCAUGAAGGCUACUCUUUAUUAUUAUUUAAUUACCCAACACUUUGCUCUGAAUUUCAGGAAUAAAACUCCUUAGGCAAUGGAGCCAUCAUCCAGCUUUCUAAUGGGAGGAAAAACCUAUUAUCUUGUUUGUGAUCUAGUUUCUGUUAUUCUUUCCUGGUUGUCUGAAGUCCCUGUGACAAGCAGGUAAAAAGUACAUUCAAUUCACCUGACCUCAGCAUGAAGCCACCUAACAAAGAUCUCCUUUUGUGUGCUUAAAUCUUUCUUUAGUUGUUAAUAUUCUGGGUAUCCAUCCUCCUGUGUGACAGGGAAUCACUCCACUCCACAUAGUAUAGUGUGCUGUAAAAGCUAGCUACCCACAUUGUGUCCAGGAGGAUGAAGGGGAAGGGCCUAUGGAGGGUAGGAAGAGAGCAGGGUCUGCUGUUAGAGCCAGGGGCAGGUGCCAUUGAAAUGUGUCUCUCUGCUGGUUCAGAAAAGGUCUGGGUCUGGGUUGGAAGGCAGGGUCAGAAAUCAUUGUGCUGUGUCUUUAAGCACAGUGGGAGGUGCUCUUGUCACUCAGGUCUCACUAGCCAAUCAGGCCCUCCAGGUGACCUGCCAGUCAGAACUUGUGCAGGGUCUUUCCGGUCACCAGCUUCAGGCUCGGCUUUGAAGAGAAGCUGGCGCCAGUGGUUUUGUGUGCUGUGCUGUGAGUGCUGCUGCAGGGAGCUGAGCAGAGAGCAUGGGCCAGCUGGAAAACCACGACAUGAGUGGACCUUGCUGGAUCCUUCCCAGAAGAAUCUCUACAAAGAUGUGAUGCUGGAGACCUACAGGAACCUCACUAGUAUAGGAUACAUUUGGGAAGACCAUAAUAUUGAAGAAUAUUGUCAAAGUUCUAGAGGACAUGAAAGGCAAGAAAGAAGUCAAACCGAAGAGAUACCUUCUGUAUACACUCAAUGUGAUAAUGCCUUUGCAUAUCCCAGUACUAUUCAAUUGCAUAAAAGAACAAAUACUAGUGAGAAUCUUUAUGAAUGCAAUCCAUGUGUUAAAGCCUUUGCAUAUCAUGGUCAUCUUCAAAAGCGUAAAAGAGCACAUACUGGAGAGAAACCUUAUGAAUGUAAUCAGUGUGAUAAAGUCUUUGCACAACACAGUCAUCUUCAAAGACAUAAAAGAACCCAUACUGGAGAGAAACCCUUUGUAUGUAAUCAAUGUGGUAAAGCCUUUAUAUGUCAUAGUACUCUUCAAGUGCAUAAAAGAACACAUAGUGGAGAGAAACCUUAUGAAUGCAAUCAAUGUGGUAAAGCGUUUAUAUGUCAUAGUCAUCUUCAAAUGCAUAAAAGAACACACACUGGAGAGAAACCCUAUGAAUGCACUCAAUGUGAUAAAGCCUUUGCACGACUCAGUCAUCUUCAAAGGCAUAAAAGAACACACACUGGAGAGAAACCCUAUGAAUGUAAUCAGUGUAGUAAAACCUUUGCAGAUAAUACUGGUCUCCGAAUACAUUCAAUAACCCAUACUGGAGAGAAACCCCAUGAAUGUAAUCAGUGUGAUAAAGCAUUUGCAUAUUACAGUCAUCUUCAAUUUCAUAAAAGACUACAUACUGGAGAGAAACCCUAUGUAUGUAAUCAAUGUGGUAAAGCCUUUGUAUUUCAAAGUACUCUUCAGAUGCAUAUAAGAACCCAUACUGGAGAGAAACCCUACAAAUGUGCUCAAUGUGGUAAAGCCUUUGCAUGGCGGAAAAGUCUUCAAAUGCAUAAAAGAACACAUACUGGAGAGAAACCCUAUGAAUGUACUCAAUGUGGUAAAGCCUUUACACAACACAGUAAUCUUCAAGGGCAUGAAAGAACACAUACUGGAGAGAAACUCUAUCAAUGUAAGCAAUGUGGUAAAACCUUUACACAUUACAGUCGUCUUCAAAGGCAUGAAAGAACACACACUGGAGAGAAACCCUAUGAAUGUAAUCAGUGUGGUAAAGCCUUUGCACAACACAGUCAUCUUCAAAGCCACAAAAGAACCCAUACUGGAGAGAAACCGUAUGAAUGUAAUCAGUGUGGUAAAGCCUUGGCAGAUCACAAUAGUCUCCGAAUACAUGAAAGAACCCAUACUGGAGAGAAACCCUAUGUAUGUAAUCAAUGUGGUAAAGCCUUUGUAUGUCACAGUACUCUUCAAGUGCAUAAAAGAACACAUAGUGGAGAGAAACCGUAUGAAUGUACUCAGUGUGGUAAAGCAUUUGUAUGUCAUAGUCAUCUUCAAGUACAUAAAAGAACACACACUGGAGAGAAACCCUAUGAAUGCACUCAAUGUGAUAAAGCCUUUGCACGACUCAGUCAUCUUCAAAGGCAUAAAAGAACACAUACUGGAGAGAAACCUUAUGAAUGUAAUCAAUGUGGUAAAGCCUAUGCAGAUCACAAUAGUCUCCGAAUACAUGAAAGAACCCAUACUGGAGAGAAACCCUAUGAAUGUAAUCAGUGUGGUGAAGCCUUUGUGCGUCCCAGUCAUUUUCAAAGACAUAAAAGAACACAUACUUGAUAAGCCUUAUGAAUGUAAUCAUUGUGAGGGAUACAGGAUCAUCAAAAAAGUGGCAUGGCAACAAGUGUCAGACAUGACAGCUAUUUCAGGAAGCUAAAAACUGACAUCCUUAACUGCAGCAUCAAGCACAGAGUGGGAACUGGAGAUGGU
This is a messenger RNA of Peromyscus maniculatus bairdii (prairie deer mouse), 3341 nucleotides long. NCBI's taxonomy places the organism in Eukaryota, Metazoa, Chordata, Mammalia, Rodentia, Cricetidae. The record is from RefSeq and is a predicted model, not a curated record.